Molecule: messenger RNA, 996 nt
Organism: Gamsiella multidivaricata
Lineage: Eukaryota; Fungi; Mortierellomycota; Mortierellomycetes; Mortierellales; Mortierellaceae
Exons: 1
Coding region: 394-972 (192 amino acids)
Source: RefSeq, a predicted model, not a curated record
AUCGACUAUGAUGUAUGUGAUGUUGUGUGUAUACAUACCCAGAGCAGAUCAGAGUAUUCAAAGCAAUUGGGGAAGCCGCCUUCAUUCGUGUAGGGCUGCUCACCACAGGCGCCAUCGAAACCACGGAUGGAUUUCUCGGGGACGUUGGGGGAGCCGAUUACGUAGCCGAUCGAGAGCGAGGUUAAUGAGGCCACUAGACCACAGUAAAUCAUGUAAGCCGGGAAGCCGGCCUCUCUUGAAUCCAUGGUGAAGAGUCUCUUGUUUAAUAGGAGUCAGCAGAAGCGCACGAGGGACUGUAUGGGUUCAAUGGGGGUGGACGAAUAGAGGAGGGGGAUCGAGAGAUUAGAUGGGGUGGGGGAUAUAGAUCGCGUCUAGUAUACAGUCAAGAGGAGGAUGCGAUUAAAUGGUGAGGGAUGGAUCAGAAGGAAGGAAGGACGAAGAAUGAAAGAAGAGAGGGAGAAAGAGAAAAUGAGGGGAAUAAAAGAAGAAAAAAGGUGGAGAAGGCAGCAAGAACCACGAGACAGAACCUCAUCGGGUAAGUGCCUCCUGAGACCCCAGAGGUGCGCCUGCAAUAAACCUGGUCUGGAUUCGAAUUCGCAGCGGAGAGGAGAUGUCCACCCAACUCUCCGUCCACCAUUGGCUGGACCCCACAUGUCACGGAUGCAUUCCCCUGGGUAUCCGCAUCCUCAUCCUCCAGCAGCCCCCAGUAUGGGUCCCUUGCCUUGGAAGGACGGCAAAAAGGUAGCGGCGGCAGAAAAAUUAAUAGUACUUCCUAGAACGUACCCUCAACUCCGUGGGUUAUCUUUGGCCGACCCUGUCAUCAUCGCACAGGAGGUAGACUACUACUCGUCCCCAGAUCCAGCAACUGCAACUCUACAAUUGAGCCCCGCUCCCAAGAUACUUCUCCAUUGCCUGCUCUGGAUAAUCGACCACAUCUAUCAUGCAUUCGCCAUGUUGACACCAACCAAAUAAAUCAAUCCCCCAUGUUCAAUGUCG